UUCUUCUCAUCUACGACCGCCCCCUCUCAUCUCACUACGUCUUCUCGCGCACAGAUCGACGAUCUUACGGCCUUUUGAGACGGUCACAGUUUGCAAAAGUUAGCGGGGACGACUGCUUGGCACAGUAACGAACAUAGCUAGAAAAGCUAGAGAGAAAUGUCUAUCGUCACCAUCCGCAACGUCGAAUUCCUAAACAACCCCGCCCGCUUCCUAGAUGCGUACCGCUUCCGAGUGACGUUCGAGUGUAUCGCGGAGCUGCCGGACGAUGUCGAGUGGAAACUGAUCUACGUUUCGUCGUCUGGGAACGAGGAGCUCGACCAGGAGCUCGACGAAUGUCUCGUCGGUCCCGUGCCUGUCGGCGUGAACGCCUUCGAGUUUGCAGGUUCACCCCCGGACCCGACAAAGAUCCCGUCGGAGGACGUCCUCGGCGUGUCCGCACUCAUUCUCACGGGGUCGUACAAGGGCCAGGAGUUCGUCCGCGUUGGCUACUAUCAGAACACGGAGUACGACAGCGAGGACCUCCGCGAAAACCCGCCGCCUCAGAUCCUAUUUGACCGCCUCAUAAGGGAUAUCAACAACAAGCCCCGCGUGACGCGCUUCCAGAUCAAGUGGGACGUCUCCCCGCAAAACGCACAGACGAACGCCGUCGCGGCCGGUGCGGCGACUAGCGCGGCAGUUCCAAGCGCAAACGACAUCGAUAUGGAAGACCCGAGUCCGAAUGGCGCAUGAGUGGGGUCUAUGGCACCCGUAAUUUUGUGCGCAGAUGGCGAGGCGAGGCGUUAAGGGUUCAGGGAGGAGGUAGAUGAAGAGAGAAUGAGAUGUGGAGUGUGGAGAGGACGCAGAGACCUGGCGACAGAGAAUCCUAGAAGACAAACCACCGCUCCGCGCCAGCCAUCGUCCACGUACAGUGCGAAGUCUCGUGCACCCACACCCUUAUACCCCUGCGAUGCCCUGCUUUUGCUGCUCCUACCGGCGUGCGUGCACC
Messenger RNA from Phanerochaete carnosa HHB-10118-sp, 985 nucleotides. RefSeq lists its product as uncharacterized. The coding region runs from base 157 to 729 and encodes 190 amino acids. Gene Ontology annotation, molecular function: histone binding. The record is from RefSeq and is a predicted model, not a curated record. The transcript is spliced from 3 exons. Gene Ontology annotation, biological process: DNA replication-dependent chromatin assembly. NCBI's taxonomy places the organism in Eukaryota, Fungi, Basidiomycota, Agaricomycetes, Polyporales, Phanerochaetaceae. Gene Ontology annotation, cellular component: nucleus.